Messenger RNA from Anopheles nili, 453 nucleotides. RefSeq names its product histone H3. Gene Ontology annotation, molecular function: structural constituent of chromatin; DNA binding; protein heterodimerization activity. The transcript is spliced from 2 exons. NCBI's taxonomy places the organism in Eukaryota, Metazoa, Arthropoda, Insecta, Diptera, Culicidae. The record is from RefSeq and is a predicted model, not a curated record. Gene Ontology annotation, cellular component: nucleosome. The coding region runs from base 1 to 453 and encodes 150 amino acids.
AUGAGCGGAUACAAACUCCUUAGGAGACCAAACGUCUUGGAAAUGGCCCGUACCAAGCAAACUGCCCGCAAGUCAACCGGAGGAAAGGCUCCCCGCAAGCAGCUCGCCACCAAGGCAGCGCGCAAGAGUGCCCCGGCCACUGGUGGUGUGAAGAAGCCCCAUCGUUACCGCCCCGGUACUGUCGCGCUGCGCGAGAUCCGUCGCUACCAGAAGUCGACCGAACUGCUGAUCCGCAAGCUGCCCUUCCAGCGGCUGGUGCGUGAGAUCGCCCAGGACUUCAAGACCGAUCUGCGCUUCCAGAGCUCGGCCGUGAUGGCGCUGCAGGAGGCCAGCGAGGCGUACUUGGUCGGUCUGUUUGAGGACACGAAUCUGUGCGCGAUUCACGCCAAGCGUGUUACCAUCAUGCCAAAGGACAUCCAGCUGGCGCGUCGUAUCCGUGGCGAGCGUGCUUAA